Messenger RNA from Diospyros lotus (date-plum), 828 nucleotides. Its product is annotated as profilin-like. Gene Ontology annotation, molecular function: actin monomer binding. Gene Ontology annotation, cellular component: cell cortex. The transcript is spliced from 4 exons. NCBI's taxonomy places the organism in Eukaryota, Viridiplantae, Streptophyta, Magnoliopsida, Ericales, Ebenaceae. The record is from RefSeq and is a predicted model, not a curated record. Bases 77 to 472 code for a protein of 131 amino acids.
GUUUCCUCGCUUGCCUGGCCUCUCCAGUCUAGAUUCUCGGCUGAAGAAGAGAGCAAGGAAGUGAAGAUUGAAGAAGAUGUCGUGGCAGACGUACGUGGACGAGCAUCUGAUGUGCGAAAUCGAGGGGAACCGCCUCUUCGCCGCAGCCAUCAUCGGCCAGGACGCCGCUGUCUGGGCACAGAGCGCCACCUUCCCUCAGUUCAAGCUUGAAGAAAUAACAGCUAUCAUGAAUGAUUUUGCCGAGCCGGGUUCGCUCGCUCCAACUGGCUUAUACCUUGGAGGGACAAAAUACAUGGUGAUCCAAGGGGAACCUGGAGCUGUCAUUCGAGGGAAGAAGGGUCCUGGCGGCAUUACUGUUAAGAAGACUAGUCAGGCAUUGAUCAUUGGCAUCUACGACGAGCCAAUGACACCUGGCCAGUGCAACAUGGUUGUUGAAAGGCUUGGUGAUUAUCUCAUCGACCAGGGUCUUUAAUUCCUUUGUGAAAGAAGGAUACAAGUAACUGAAGUGGCAAACUCUAUUGUGGAAACAAACAGUAUUGAAGCUUGUGAAGUGCUAAGAUUAUGCUAUUUGCUGAGCUGAACUAUAUUUUCUCUCUGUGCUGUUGUCAUUUGGUCCAAGUGAGGCACUUUUUGGACUUACAAAAGCGGUCUUUAUUUGACAACAUUUCAUGGGAUGCAUCAGGCGCGUCCAUUUCUCAACUUGUUAACUCGUGCAUUAGUAAUGGCAGCUUGAAACAGGGUUUCAACCAUCCAUGAUUUCUCUGGACAAGCAUUUAUCCCUUCAAUUCAAAAAAUAGGGAUGAUAAUAUAUACCCCAAUUUGAUUUUA